Messenger RNA from Gloeophyllum trabeum ATCC 11539, 2487 nucleotides. RefSeq lists its product as uncharacterized. NCBI's taxonomy places the organism in Eukaryota, Fungi, Basidiomycota, Agaricomycetes, Gloeophyllales, Gloeophyllaceae. The record is from RefSeq and is a predicted model, not a curated record. Gene Ontology annotation, molecular function: RNA binding. Bases 209 to 2188 code for a protein of 659 amino acids. The transcript has 12 exons.
GAACUGGUACCACCAACAUCGUUCUGUUCCUGCGACAGCUAUCCGUGCUAGCACCUUACUCUCUGCGUUGAAAACGAAGUUGGACGUGAGCUGUCCGACAUUGCUGCAACUUCGAGCGACUUCGUGGCCUGCUCCCUGCAACAACAACUUUAUGUGCUGAUUGCGACGUCGAUAAGCCCGUAACUCCUAGAGAAGUUUAGCAAUUUAGAUGAAUCGACACCAUCCAUACGGAAGUCCCUACGACACAGGCCGUAGGGGUGGGUUUUCUGGUGGCCCUGGCCCUGACAGAUCCCAUCGUUUCGAGCAAGGUAGCCCGUCCAGAGGCCGAGGGUUUGGACGCGGCCGUGGUCGCGGGGGUGGGGGCGGCGGAGGGGGAGGCUACAGUAACAAUUUUGACGCCGCUCCUGGUCCCUAUGAUCAAGCCCCUCCGCAAGGCGACAUGAAUGCAAGUUAUAAUCAGUAUGGUACUAGCCAAGGUCAAGAUCUCUACCAGAACAACGGUUAUGGAGGAUCUGGUCAGUACGGAGGCGCGCCUGACUCAGAUGGCUAUGAUCAAGGAUAUGGGAAUUAUAAUGAAGACGACUCAGGUUAUAGCGGCAGCGGUGGCGGUGGAUAUGGAUCGCGCCCUCCCAAGCGUCAACGCAGGGAGAGAGAUGACAAGGUUCACGAUUCCAUAAUUGAAGAGCGAAUCCAAAGAGAACGUCCUUGUCGAACACUUUUCAUUCGUAACAUUAAGUACGAAACGGAUAGCAAUGAUGUUCGCCGCCGCUUUGAAGAACAUGGUGACAUCAAAACGUUCUUUGACCUCAUAGCAAACCGCGGCAUGGUAUUUGUCACUUACUAUGAUUUACGAGCAGCGGAACGUGCCAGAGAGCGACUACAAGGCUCAGAAAUCAGUGGACGACCCAUUGAUGUGCAUUACUCACUACCUCGUGAUGACAACACGAGCAAAGAGCAGGAGAAAAGCGGUCAACAAGAAAUGCAAGGGACGCUUCUGGUUACCUUGCGGAACUCGAUGUCGGGACAACCGAUAGAUGACAAUGAGGUCAGAAGAAAGUUCCAACAGUUUGGAGAUGUCAAGUCCGUUACGCUGUCGGAAAGUGGUCGACCUGAUCAACGCUACGUAGAGUUCUACGAUAUCCGGGCUGCCGAAGAAGCAUAUGAUCGCCUAAGGCAUCAAGGUUUACAGGAUGGCGUUAUGGAUAUAGCCCUCGGAUGGGAGAUGGAUCACUCUCAACGCAGCCCGAAUCCUCGGCGAGACGAGAGGUACGAUCGUGAAUACGAUGAGCCGUCCCCUCGCGGGCGCGUGCGUGGUCGAGGUGGACGCGGUCGUGGUCGAGGACGGGGCGGUUACGGCGGCGACGACUGGGACCACCGUGACUUUGAUAGGGAUCGCGAUCGUGGGAGACGAUACGGAGACGAUGGGUAUGGGGGUGGUGGAGGUGGAGGUGGAGGCGGGCGGGGCAGAGGACGAGGAGGGUACAACAGCCGGUUUGAUGACCGAGAUUCAGGCUACCGUGGAGGUCCUGGCGGUCCUCCUCCGUCUACUAACUACAGUGGCGGCCCCGGUGGACCCAGUUACGGAGGACCGAGUGGCCCUGCACCAGUAAGAUCAUACUUUGAGGCCCCUGUCGACGAGAGACUUGAACAGGCAAGGAAAGUCCAGCAGCUACUGGCUGCCUUAAAGCAGCCUCAGGGUGGGGCGCCUCCUUCUGCCCCCCCUCAAGCCUCUGCUCCCCCCGUACCCCCUCCCGGCAUCCCAAAUAUGCCACCAAUGCCUCCGGGACCGCCGAAUCAUUUCUUCCCGCCGCCCUCAGCGUUACAGCAGCAGCCUCAUCCGCCGUACCCCGGCUCGUUACCGCCGCCCUCGGCUCACACGGGAUCGUACCCGCCUCCUAUGCCACCCCAGAACUCGACGCCGCAACCGCCUCCUCCUGGACCGCCUGGCAUGCCGUCUCUCGCCAGCCUCCCUCCUAACAUCUUGGCGCUUAUCCAGCAAGCGCAGGGUCAGCAGCAGAAUCAGCAGCCCCCGCAGCAGACGGCGACACCGCCGAUGCCACAAUAUGGUAUGCCGCCUCCGCAACAGAUGUCGCCGCCGCCGCCGCCGAUGCCUGGUGUGUCGCCUGCUAACCAGCCCGGAUACCAGCAGUUGAUGGCGUAUCUGCAAAGCCAGACCGGCAAGAGAUAGCACGAAAUACAUGAAAAUCAUGCGCAUCGUCCCGACCUCAGGCACAGAUUUAGGCUGUGCGCUGUUCUGUUCACUUCUCCAUUUUGAGAAACAUACGACGCAGCUUUUCUUCCUAUUUUUUUCCUUGUCUGAUUUGCCUUGACGAUCUGCGAGAGUUUGAGUUCUCCACGAUGUAUACUCGGGACUUUCUGCCGUGAAACGAUGUCCUAAUAACAUUAUGACAAGUAUAUAUUCUCAAGGACUCGGUUCACUCUUGUAUGUAGGCAUAGGUGUAUCAUCAGGAGUUGACUACCUUCGCC